Messenger RNA from Argentina anserina (silverweed cinquefoil), 1110 nucleotides. RefSeq lists its product as uncharacterized. Gene Ontology annotation, cellular component: mitochondrion. Gene Ontology annotation, molecular function: (3R)-hydroxyacyl-[acyl-carrier-protein] dehydratase activity. The coding region runs from base 425 to 907 and encodes 160 amino acids. The transcript has 3 exons. Lineage: Eukaryota; Viridiplantae; Streptophyta; Magnoliopsida; Rosales; Rosaceae. The record is from RefSeq and is a predicted model, not a curated record. Gene Ontology annotation, biological process: fatty acid biosynthetic process.
UCGGCAUAGACACAAUGCAUUUCACCUGUGCAUGCGUGUUAUUUAGCAUCUCAUUAAAAAUUCCCUUUUGAGGCUGCAGAGAGCUGCUUUGGAAUUUCUGUGUAAGUCUUUUGGGAUCCGAAUAAUUUGGUUGUUUAUUUUUGAAACUGAAGACAUAUGUAAUGUUGUUGAACAUUCUGGCAUUAUGAUUGGUAGCAAGUAGUACAUUGUUUUCACUAAGAUUGAUAAUUUAGUUUUCAUUGGUACAACUCGAAAACUGACUCUAUAUCUUACUCAUCCAAUUGCUGGUCAAAUUUGAAAGUCAAAUAUCUUAAUGUCACAGAUGUGAGCAAGCAUUGCUGGAAGAGAAGAUUAUUAUUAAAAGGCUGUUUUGUCUCUAUUUUAUUUUGGAAUUCUUGUCUGGGAGACAACAUUGGAGACCUGUAUGACUAUGCUCACACGGAAUUUAGUCUCAGCCAGCGUACCUUCUAUUAGAGUUUUUUCAUCAGCAGCGACUAGAUUUCUUAAAACUGGAGAUAUAUUAAAGCGAGCUAGAAUUUUCACCAGUGAAGAUGUCUUGGAUUACUCUAAAGUGAGUCAUGACUCUAAUCCCCUGCAUUUUAAUUCUGAAGCUGCUCAGAAUGCUGGAUUCGAGGAUCGGGUGGUCCAUGGGAUGCUUGUUGCUGCGCUGUUUCCCAAGAUCAUAUCUUCUCAUUUUCCUGGGGCCAUAUAUGUAUCCCAAAGUCUGCAUUUCAGGUCACCUGUCUAUAUUGGAGAAGAGAUAUUUGGUGAGGUCCAAGCUUUCAAUAUAAGACAGCAAAAGAACAGAUAUUUAGCAAAGUUCAAGACAGCUUGCUUUAAGGAUGGUUGCGUUGUUAUUGAUGGUGAGGCUAUGGCUGUCUUACCUACACUUUCUGUGGAAGAUUAGAAGACUUUGUGAUGACAGAAGCUUGUUCCAGACUUAAACAUUGAACUGCAAUGCAGUGCCUUGAUCAAACAAUAUUUACUUCUGAGAACCUCAAACCAUCUCCCCCCCUAAAAGUUCUCUAGUUUAUUGUUUUUGUUUUCUUCGAUGGAUUCUAGUGAAUCAAGAAGAUAGACUGACAAUCUUUCUGUAACCAAAUCCAUAUG